AGCCUAUGUUUUCGGCUACAGGUGUUUUGACUCAUCAUCUUGGUCAGUGAUCCUGGGAUCAGAAUCUGCCUGUUGUUCAGGUAACAGCAAGGUAUCCAUUUCACGGGGUUGUAUUUCAAAGUAACUUUAUCCACUUGAUUGUUUAGACUUUGCACACCACUUUUAAAAAGGUGUGCCUGCCAUGUCUUUAACUCACACCCCGUUGUUCACGAAGUUCACAAACCGUUAAUUGCAUAAGCUGUCAAUGGAUGAUUACGCAAAUUAUUAUCCCCGUAAGGUCGUUUUUAUUUGGAUGUCACUGGGGUGGGGAUUUCACACACCCCUCACUCCUGCUCUACUGUCCAAGACUCAGAAGCACCCCCUAUGUGAAAGAAUUCCGCAUGUCAAGAACAGUAGGCUGCUCUUCACUUCCUUUUCUUUCUGUUAUUAAAUUGUUACUGCUGCAUCAUAUGUUGGAGUGUCAGAAUUGGUUGACGGGACGGUUACAAAGUAAACAUGCUGCUGAUAGUCGUGUUUUUCGGAAGAGUGGUAUUUCCGUUAUGUAGCCGAUGAUACAUUGUUUCCAGAUGCGAAGCUGUACACCUCCGCUCCGUUAUUCGUAAUAACUUCUAUGGAAAUGUUGUAAAAUAGAAGAACGUUGGAGAUGAAGCAUCGGCUGCUGCAGGGGUGGAUCCCUGUUUUGGUGUGAUUGCCUUUGUGUGAAGAAGGAACUGAAGCUGUGACUGACAGAAUGUCUUGGGGUGAGUUCAUUGAGCUACGUGAGCUGAGGCUCCAUGACCCGAUAGAGCUGACCAGCUGUGAGGUGCCUCACUCACCACCUCGCCUGGAGCGGGCCAAUGCUCUGCGGAUCAGCCCAGGGAAGGUCCCAGAGCUGCUCAGCCGGGUGGGCAUCAUCAGACUGCUGGGGGAUAGCCUGGACUUACUGCUCACAGAUGAGAGGGGAGAGGGACAUGACUUCCAGCCCUGCAGCCAUGCCCAGCCCACCUGGUGUGACCUGUGUGGAGGCUUCAUCUGGGGACUGUACAAACAGAGCCUGCGCUGUGCCAGUGAGUCUGCCUGCUGCACAGGAUUUACUUGUGUAUUGCAGAUUCACGUGUCACUACAGAUGUCGAGCUGUUAUCCAAUUAGAUUGCAGUUUGGAUGGUAGCUCCAUAGUUGAACAAACAUGUGUUAUGGAACACACCAUGGAGACCGAUACAGAUGUGGAUGAACAGGUUGAAUGGGGGAAGCAGCAGGAUCUGUCAGUCACAGAGAUCCAGCAGAAGGUGAAGGAGUACAAUGCUCAAAUCAACAGCAACUUGUUCAUGAACCUGAACAAAGAUGGCUCCUACACUGGCUUCAUAAAGGUCCAGUUCAAGCUGCUACGACCCGUGUCAGUUCCCCCACCAAGAAAGGGUACUGCAACACAGGUUGGUGCGGGCAAGAAGACUGGGGGAGUUAAGCGACGCACCUCUUUUUACCUGCCCAAGGAUACGUCCAAACACCUACAUAUCAGCUCCCGCACAUGUGCUCGUGAGGUCAUCGAAGCCUUGUUGAAGAAGUUCACCGUGGUGGACAACCCUGGAAAGUUUGCUUUGUUUGAGAGCACAAAGCGCCAUGACCAAGUAUUCCUGCGCAAGCUGUCUGACGACGAGAGUCCACUCCACCUGCGUCUGUGUGCUGGACCCAAUGACAAAGCCCUCAGUUUGGUGUUAAAAGAGAAUGAGACUGGAGAGGUCAACUGGGAUGCCUUUUCUAUGCCAGAGCUCAAGAACUUUGUUCGCAUGUUACAACGUGAGGAGGAGGAGCAUGUCAAGCAAAUAGUGCAGCGCUACGCACUAGCCCGCACCAGGAUGCAGGAGGCCCAAGCUGCUAGUCCCACCCCUGGUGGUUCCACCCCUGGCUGAGAAACCGCUUCCCUACGGGACUACCUGCACCUCUGACUGACAAUCAUCAGAAGAUGACCAGUCACUGCAUCCAAAGAUCCCAGAGAACACAACUCGACACCUCCCUCAAAGGAGGAGAAUGAAAGAGCGAAUGAGAGCGAGCGGGCACAUGAGAGCGAGCGGGCAAGCGCGUGUGAGUGUGAGAGAAUCAGAAGUGCCAUACAACUGGAGAGAGUCUGUUGUGCCUGAGAGAGAAUGAGAGUUGAGAGAGAGUAUGUGAAACUGUGGCUGAUGAGAGACUGGCUUUGUCCAGUACUUCCUCUCAUUGUGGAGGUGCCAUUUGACUAUCCUGGGUAAGCUACCUGACUCGUAAUGUUCAUCACCUGUUAUUCUUGCUGGCAGCAGGGUCCAUCAUUUAUAACUUUUGGGUAACAAAUCAAAAGGCCUGUUUCUCUCCCUUACUGUCUAGCAAUACAAGGGAAGCCAACCUAUUAGCUCAGACAAAUGUUGAACAAAUUCAGAUACCGUCUGCUUCAGUAUCUCCAGGCCUUAAUGCUAGUCAGAAUAAUAAGUGAUGGACAUUAUGGGCCAGGUACUCCAGGUUUCCAUUUGCCCCCAAUGCCUUCCAUAUACCUCCUGCACAUCCAUACUAUGAUGGAUGUUACUCUUUUUUGCUUUCCCUUUAUGAGGCUGAGUGGGAGUGCCCCGUGUGUUGGGAGCACUGUGAUUGUCAAUUGAGAGGACAAUCCCCAGGUCGAUUUAAUUGAUAGGGGAAUAGUCCUGAAACUUUUAACAGGAAGCUGUUGCUUUUUAUAGAAUGUUCGUAUGUUUGUAUUGUCUAUAUUUGUAUGUUCUUUGUGACGUUCUAAAACUCUGUUAAAACAACAAAAUAAUAGAACUGAGAAUCUGUUUCAUAUUAUCAGCAUAUGUCUAUAUCUCUUGCAAUAAUAAUUUGACUGUCCUUAACUAUCCCCUUUUCAAUUUCAACAAUUUUAUGUUACAUCUGUCCAGUGUCAAAUAUUUGUUGAAAUAAUAAUAAUAGAUUUGCACUGUUCACAUUAAACAAGUUACUUCACAAAAGUA
Oncorhynchus kisutch (coho salmon) is the source of this 2948-nucleotide messenger RNA. Its product is annotated as ras association domain-containing protein 1. The record is from RefSeq and is a predicted model, not a curated record. The coding region runs from base 837 to 1886 and encodes 349 amino acids. The transcript has 7 exons. Gene Ontology annotation, cellular component: nucleus; microtubule cytoskeleton. Gene Ontology annotation, biological process: Ras protein signal transduction. NCBI's taxonomy places the organism in Eukaryota, Metazoa, Chordata, Actinopteri, Salmoniformes, Salmonidae.